AAAGCUGACAGAUCUGGAACAAGGUAUCCCAACCGUAACACCCUUGUAUUUGGCUGGUGAAAUAAUUUGUUACUCAAAAUGGCAUCGCUGGAAGGAGUAAACCAGUCAUUGUUCACACAGAACAACACGGAAGAUUGGAAUCUUAUUGAAAACUUUGCUUUCAACCUGGAAACUGUCUAUCUGUGGAUUAUACUUGUCAUAGGAGUCCCUGGAAAUUGUGCUACUAUUGUUACCGUUGUGAAAAUGUGCCCAGCCAGAUCCCUUACUGUGUAUAUUACCAUCUUGGCAAUAGUUGAUAACCUGGCCAUUGUUGACAAACUUCUGAUGUUUGUACUCCUGGAUCAUGGGGUUCACGUUGGGCAGUUUGGAUGUAAAACACUUGGAUACUUCGGAAACCUCCUUAGCACCUUUGCUAAUUGGUUGUUGGUGGCAAUGUCAGUUGAACGAUUUGUUGCCGUGUGGUUUCCAUUUAAACUUGGACAAAGUUGGACAUUUAAAAAAUCCCUCAUUGCCGUUUUAGUUUUGGCACUGCCCCUCAUUGCCUUAUUUCUUCAUUUGUUCUGGAUUAUGAGAUUCGUUGACGACAAGGAACAAGGAAUGGUAUAUUGCGCUAUUCAUGAAGAAUAUAUAUAUUUCAUGAUGCAUGUGUGGUACUGGAUAAACGUGCUCAUGUACGCAGCUAUCCCUUGCACACUGCUGAUCUUGUUCAACAUUCUAAUCAUCGUGGGCAUUGUUAAAUCAAGAAAAGUUCAAAAGCGACUCAUUGGUAAGAAGGAUGACAACUCCAGCAUUGAUCGAUUACGUCAAGUGACAAUAAUGUUAGUCGCUGCAGCCAUUUCCUUGGUGGUGUUGACAACGCCCCGAUGUGUGAUGCUAAUUUUGACCCCCUAUUGGAAUCCUCCUGAAAGAACAAUGGAGGGCUCUGUCGAAUAUUUACUCGACACGAUUGCAUUUGUUUUGUGUGAUUUUAAUCAUGCAAUCAAUUUUUAUGUUUAUUCAAUGAGUGCAAAACGAUUUAGACGUCAGUUUCUUAAUUUACUGCCAUGCAGAAGGCAGCAAAUGACACCGACAGAAACACAAUACGUUUCUCUUUCAACACGACAGUCGUUGCGUAUGAACAGCCCAAGUAAGAAAUGAGAAAAGAAGGUAUGAACUGGACUUGGUUUAAUAUUCCAACAUAUACUGAAGUUUUUAUAAGAAGGCCUCCGGACCAAUAGAGUAAUUUGCACACAUUUUCAACAGUGACAUCGUUUCUCUUUUAUGGGAGGGGUAUUUCCUCUAUGUUUAUCAACAUUAACAUAUUCACGCAGUUAUCAUUUCUGUAUUCAAUUGAUGUUGUGCAAAGUGUUGAUGUAUACUAAGCUGUAUUUUGUUGAUCAUGUGUCGAAUACAUAUGUUAUCAAAAUGGUAUUCUGAAAAUAAACACUUCUGGUUACAUAUU
This is a messenger RNA of Haliotis rubra (blacklip abalone), 1441 nucleotides long. Its product is annotated as FMRFamide receptor-like. Gene Ontology annotation, biological process: G protein-coupled receptor signaling pathway. NCBI's taxonomy places the organism in Eukaryota, Metazoa, Mollusca, Gastropoda, Lepetellida, Haliotidae. Gene Ontology annotation, cellular component: plasma membrane. The coding region runs from base 79 to 1137 and encodes 352 amino acids. The record is from RefSeq and is a predicted model, not a curated record. Gene Ontology annotation, molecular function: G protein-coupled receptor activity. The transcript has a single exon.